Brugia malayi is the source of this 1287-nucleotide messenger RNA. RefSeq lists its product as uncharacterized. The transcript has 12 exons. Bases 1 to 1287 code for a protein of 428 amino acids. Lineage: Eukaryota; Metazoa; Nematoda; Chromadorea; Rhabditida; Onchocercidae. The record is from RefSeq and is a predicted model, not a curated record.
AUGGAUGUGAAGCGGUGGUUAUUCACUUUGUUGCUGCUAAAAAUGAAUUUUGGAGAAUUGGAUGAAGUAGUAGAUGAUGAAAAGGAACUACUGGAAGAUCCAACCACUAACUAUUACACUCAUCCAAUACGCAGUAGUGUAAUUUUUGUCAAGACUGUAUUUCGAGAAAAGUGCAAAAAAUUUACAUUUUCUACGUGGUACAGUAAUGAAUCAGCAACGCCAUAUGUCAUCUAUGAGACAACUGAAAGCGGAGCAAGAUUGACAUUUGGAUAUGAUUACGAUCGAGUUCCGUUCACAUCGUUGGAUAGUGGACACAGUAAGAUGAAAGAUUCCAUCUCUGAAGAUAUCGCUGCCAUGCCGUACGGUUUCUCAUUCAUUAUUUUAUACGGAAGCUGGAAAGCCAAUCUCGUUUUCAAUGGAAGAUUUUAUUUCAUCAAUGGACGUAGUAGAAUGUUGAUGAAUGCCAGAUUCGAUUCCACGAAACCGGCAGCGUAUGUUUCCGGCUGUGAUCCACGAAAACAACGAAUUAUUAUUCGUCAAAGUCCUUAUGUGGAUCCUUUCAACUGGGGAAGCUAUCUGUGGAUGUCGAAUAUGCGACCAUUGGGAUUAAUCCAACCGGACAAUACUGUCAUUUGUUCCUUACGAUACUUUCCGGCUGGUCAAGGAUCAUUCAUGCUCGGCGCAUAUGGCCAACGAAAUCGGAGCUAUCUUCAUUCUCCUCGUUCAUUUAUGGGAUUGACACUGAAUCAUGACAGAACUCGUUUCUUUGAUAUACUUUCCGACAAGAAAAAGCUCUUUCUUACCUUAUUUGGAGCUUAUGACAAAAGCAAUCAUGUUUUACUGGAGGAGACGUAUGACGAAUAUGACCUAAGUAUUGCUAUGACCUUUCAUGAUUCAACAAUUAGAUAUCGAGUAACCGGAAGCAUCGAUACCACUUAUAAGAGUGAAUGUGGUAGCACACCUGAUGGUCUUCCGGAUCCGUGCAAACCUGAUCCUCAUGAUUUUUAUUUCAGCUGCUUGCAUGUUGGGUAUUAUUUAACUGAAGAGCGGGAGACAAUUCCUAAUCGAACCGCCAGUCGUUGUACCCUAGCUGGUCCAAGUCCCUACAGAAGCAUACUUGAUCGAAGUCAACAGUUGAGAUACACAUACGCAUACUGGGAAGAUCUAUCACUUAUGCAUAUGCAAGAUGAGGGAAAUAUCACUUUGGUUAUCGAUGGAGUGCAAAUGAUACCUCCACCGGAACCGGAAAUUUGCCACACAAGCACUUCUGAUUUUGACUGGUUCUGA